Lichtheimia ornata is the source of this 1026-nucleotide messenger RNA. RefSeq lists its product as uncharacterized. The transcript has a single exon. The record is from RefSeq and is a predicted model, not a curated record. The coding region runs from base 1 to 1026 and encodes 341 amino acids. Lineage: Eukaryota; Fungi; Mucoromycota; Mucoromycetes; Mucorales; Lichtheimiaceae.
AUGAAGCUUUGGCUUUCCUUUGCUAUUGGCUUUCCUAUUGCAGUUGUCCUUGGUCACCAUUUUAUCAUUGUUUAUCCUUUCGCUAGGCUUGCCGAUCUUUGCUCCAAUGCUCGCAACUACCAUGCAACUUCAGGUGUAAUCAACGCUAUCGAUCACCCAUUCUGUUUCUUGGUCAAUGUCUUUACGCAUGCUAUGCACGACUCCUUUGGAUAUGAACUUAGCUGGAUACUCCUUUUCUUCUUUGGCUCAGUCCUCACCAUCAUGCUAGUUGAAGGAUCACGUUCCGGUACCAAUUGGAUCAUAUCCUGCGUAUCUUUGUGGGGAUUCAUUGCAAACAUGAUAGGCAUAUCAAUAACCUUGCCGUUGAUGUGGGUGCCUGCAUUUUACUAUUGCUAUGGCGACAACAUUACAUCCGCUCAAUACUCUAUAAGCGCAUCUCGACUCUAUGCUACUUUAAUCGCCAUAUUAAUGUGUUACCUACUGCCAACCAUCUUUAUGCUUUUCGGUACCAUACCAUACAGCCCCAUGGAGAGCAACGUCAUCGCCUUGUGGCAGCUAGCUCCCUUAUUAUUGUCACCAGCACAUUAUAUCGCAACGUGGAUAUUCGACAAAGUAAAGAUCACUGACGACAAGCGUAAGGCUGUGUGGAGACUUUAUAUGCCGAUUGGUGCUUUCAACGCUGUGAUUUUCUAUGCGGCAUGUGUACGACUCAAAUCUAAAGGCCUGCUCAAUAUGGCAACAUUGGUCGGCAUAGCGACCCUUUACAAAGAUGAGAUGGAUUUGACAUCGCUUACUCUUGAGCAGCUGGGCAAACUUGGUGCUACACACGUUUUUCUUUUGGAUACGGUUGUUACGUUUGGAGCAUGCUGUGUAUGGGCGGCUUUAGAGAAUGGUUACAAAGGCUUGGUGGUCUUGUUGCUGUCAUCCAUCCUUGCAGGACCAGGUACCGGACUUUGUAUAUAUGCAGUAUACCGGGAAGAGAACAUGAUGACAAAGAACUCGAACAAUUACAAAAAGGAACAAUAG